Molecule: messenger RNA, 1638 nt
Organism: Diplodia corticola
Lineage: Eukaryota; Fungi; Ascomycota; Dothideomycetes; Botryosphaeriales; Botryosphaeriaceae
Product: serine peptidase
Exons: 4
Coding region: 1-1638 (545 amino acids)
Biological process (GO): proteolysis
Molecular function (GO): dipeptidyl-peptidase activity; serine-type exopeptidase activity
Source: RefSeq, a predicted model, not a curated record
AUGAUGAAGUGGUCCACCGCGGCCAUCCUCGUCGGCUGCCUUUUCGGCGCCACCACCACCGCCAACAUCCUCCCCAAACACCGUUCGCUCUUCCGUCCUCCCCCUCCUCCCGAAGCCGAUCAAGUCGCGAGCGCUCUCAAGGCCCGGAGCACCGGCACCGGCGUUUUCGAGCAACUCAUCGACCAUGACGACCCGUCUCUCGGCACCUUUUCCCAGCGGUACUGGUGGAACGAUGAGUUCUGGGCCGGACCGGGCUCGCCCGUCGUCUUCUUCACUCCCGGCGAGGGUGCGGCUGAUGGCUACGAGGGCUACCUGACCAACCGCACCAUCACCGGCAUGUUUGCCCAGGCCAUCCAAGGUGCCGGGGUUAUGCUUGAGCACCGCUACUGGGGCGAAUCUUCCCCGUUCGACGACCUGACGGCGGAAAACCUGCAGUAUCUGACCCUGCCGCAAUCUAUCAAGGACAUAACCUACUUCGCCAAGAACGUAGUCUUUCCCUUCGACACGAACGGCAGCAGCCAGGCCACCCGUGCUCCCUGGGUCUUCUCCGGCGGCUCCUACAGCGGCGCGCUGGCCGGCUGGGUCGAAGCCGUGGACCCCGGCACAUUCUGGGCCUACCACGCCUCCUCCGCCGUCGUCGAAGCAAUCAGCGACUUUUGGCAAUACUUCGCCCCCAUCCAAGCCGGCAUGCCACCCAACUGCAGCGCCGACCUCUCCCUCGUCAUCGACCACGUCGACGCCGUGCUCGCCAACGGCACCGCCGCCGACAAGGCCGCGCUCAAGGCCCCCUUCGGCGCCCUCGCCUCCCUCGCCCACGACGACGACUUCGCGUCCGCGCUCGAAAACGGGCCGUGGCAGUGGCAAGGCAACCAGUUCUACACGGACUACUCGACCUUCUACGAGUUCUGCGACUACGUCGAGAACGCCGCGCCCUCGCUGAUGUCCAACAGCACCACCACCACCGCUCCCUCAGCAACUGCCGACGGCGUCGGCCUGGAAAAGGCCCUCGCCGGCUACGCCGCCUGGAUGCGCGACGUCCUGCUGCCGGGGUACUGCGCGAGCUACGGGUACGCCGAGUGGACGGAUGAAGAUUCCGUCGGCUGCUUCGACACGUACGACGCUGCUUCGCCCAUCUUCGCCGACCGCUCCGUCGCCAACGCCGCCAACAGGCAGUGGGAGUGGUUCCUGUGCAACGAGCCGCUGGACUUCUGGCAGGACGGCGCGCCGGCAGGUACUCCGUCGAUCGUGUCGAGGUUGGUGACGCCGGGGUAUUGGGAGAGGCAGUGCGGGCUGUUCUUCCCGGAUGGUGGCGGUGAUGCGCCGACGUAUGGGCAUGCGGAGGGGAAGACGGUGGAUGAUGUUAAUGCGUAUACGGGUGGGUGGAGCAGGACGAAUACGACGAGGGUGGUGUGGGUCAAUGGCGAGUUCGAUCCGUGGAGGGAUGCGACCGUGUCGUCGGAUUUCAGGCCGGGCGGCCCGCUGCAGUCGACGGAGGCGGCGCCCGUGUUUGUCAUUCCGGAUGGAAUUCAUUGCUCGGAUUUGUUGACGAGCAAUGCGGAGGCGAACGAGGGCGUGCGGGAGGUUGUUGAUGCCGUGGUGGCGCAGGUGGUGGCGUGGGUGGGUGAGUAUUAUAAGUGA